UACAAAAUUUUACCCAGACGACGCACCAUGACACAUACCCGGCGAUUGACACCAAGGGUUCGCCCGGCUGGGACUGUAAGGGAAAGGCGAUGCUAAUCACGGGUGCCAACGGUGGCGUGGGACGGGCGGUGGUGCAGGCAUACGCACGCGCAGGGGCGUCGCACAUCGGGCUGGGCGUGCGGCGCGACGUCAGCGACCUGGUCGGCGAGGUCAAGGCGGCAGCGGCCCAGGGGGGGCACCCGGAGCCGACGGUGACGGUGCUGCUUAUAGACUUGGAGGACCGAGCAAGCGUCGCGGCGGCGGCGGAGCAGCUCGAGCGCGAGUGGGGGCGGAUCGACAUCCUAAUCAGCAACGCCGGCUUCCUGCCACCCUUCGUGCCGCUACUUGAGGGCAACGAGGCUGACUACUGGUAUGCCUGGGAGAUUAACAUCCGUGGCACUUACUGGACUGCCAAGGCCUUCCUGCCCCUGCUGCUGCGCUGCGGCGGCGACAAGACCUUCGUCGCAAUCAGCAGCCUUGGCGCCCACAUCCUCACCACGGGUGCCAGUUCCUACCAGACGACUAAGUUUGCCGUCGUCCGCUUCGCCGAGUUCCUGAUGCAGGACUACGGUGACCAGGGGCUACUAGCCUACUCGAUGCAUCCAGCGUCGAUGCUCACCGAGCUUGCCAAGAAUAUACCUCCGAACAUGCACCAUCUCCUCAAUGAUACGCCCGACUUGGUUGGCGAUACCUUUGCGUUCUUAGGCAGUAAGAAGAGAGAUUGGCUUGCCGGUCGAUUCGUCGCUGUGUGCUGGGAUAUGCCUGAAUUGAUGGCGAGAGAGAAGGAGAUUGUCGAAAAAGACGCGCUUAAGUUUCGCAUGGUGAUGUAA
Cladophialophora psammophila CBS 110553 is the source of this 869-nucleotide messenger RNA. RefSeq lists its product as uncharacterized. The transcript is spliced from 3 exons. NCBI's taxonomy places the organism in Eukaryota, Fungi, Ascomycota, Eurotiomycetes, Chaetothyriales, Herpotrichiellaceae. The record is from RefSeq and is a predicted model, not a curated record. The annotation marks the transcript as partial.